AUGAGAUCUGACUUGACGGACGAGAAAAACGUUCUGCAAAUCGCUGCAGCUGAAAUUGCCGAAUCAUCCGACACCAGUGGAUUCUUCGAAAUCACCAGCAAUGGCUCCAAUGGACACAAUGGUCACAGAUCGGACGACUUGCUGCAUGUGCCGCACGAAGAUUACCUAAACUACCCACGAGCAACCUCACGGCCGAAACGAUCCGCUCGACGAUUACAAACGGAAUCUGCCCUCGACCCGGACAUGACGGAUUCGAGCUCCCAGAGUGAUGAUACCAGCUGUGGCAGCGGGAGUCGUAAUGGCAGUCGUGGUGGUAGCAGUAGCCGAAAUGCAUCCUCGCAGCAUCACCAGCAAACCACAGCAGCCGCUCGACGACGGAAAGGGGUUCUUAAUGCGAAAGAACGCAAUUUGCGGCGGCUCGAAUCCAACGAGCGAGAACGUAUGCGGAUGCAUAGCCUCAACGAUGCAUUUCAGUCGUUGAGAGAAGUUAUACCACACGUCAAAAAGGAACGACGCCUGUCCAAGAUAGAAACACUCACAUUGGCCAAGAACUACAUCACGGCCCUUACCGACGUUAUCAUUGUAAUGCGCGGCGAGGGGGAGGCUGCUGGUAUUCCAACAAGUGGCACUGCAGCAGAGAUAUCACAAACAGGAGCAUUAGCACCCAGCGCAUUGCAGAACAAUUGCAUCGUGAAGACGGAAGCUGAUCCCGGACAGCAUCAUCAUCUACUCCUUCACCAUCACAUUCCUGAUCAGAUUUCGUCCAAUAUCAUCACGCUUGACGUAUUGAACAACAGUGGUAUCAAUCAGCACAGCCACCACCACCACCACCCACCGAGUCUUAUCGAUAACACUGAUAACCGCCAUCAUCAUCACAGCAACAACAGUGCAAGUAGUAUAGACAUUGAAAACAGCUUCUACGAAGAUCCGUUUCAAAUGAUGUAA
Sabethes cyaneus is the source of this 945-nucleotide messenger RNA. It is a transcript of the gene dimm, whose product is annotated as protein dimmed. Gene Ontology annotation, molecular function: protein dimerization activity. The transcript is spliced from 4 exons. Bases 1 to 945 code for a protein of 314 amino acids. Lineage: Eukaryota; Metazoa; Arthropoda; Insecta; Diptera; Culicidae. The record is from RefSeq and is a predicted model, not a curated record.